Desarmillaria tabescens is the source of this 393-nucleotide messenger RNA. RefSeq lists its product as uncharacterized. The record is from RefSeq and is a predicted model, not a curated record. The transcript is spliced from 3 exons. Gene Ontology annotation, molecular function: aspartate kinase activity. Gene Ontology annotation, cellular component: cytosol. Gene Ontology annotation, biological process: L-homoserine biosynthetic process. Bases 1 to 393 code for a protein of 130 amino acids. Lineage: Eukaryota; Fungi; Basidiomycota; Agaricomycetes; Agaricales; Physalacriaceae.
AUGUACUGGGUCAGGAGAGAAAAGCGUUUCCCAUGGGUUCCCAGCACUACACUCGGUAGAUUCGGAGUCGUGGUGGAUCUUAUCGGCACGAGUGAGGUGCACGUUAGUAUGGCUAUCGAAGAUGGGCUAGUCCCGAAAAUUAUGGUCCGUCUCGUUAGGGAGCUCCGCAAGAGUGGGACGUGCAGGUGUCUGUGCAUGGCCAUCCUUUCCCUCGUAGGGAAGCAGAUGCGCAAUAUGGUUGGGAUUGCGGGAAGCAUGUUCACCACGCUUGCGAAGGGUAAUGUCAACAUAGAGAUGAUAAGCCAAGGAGCUAGCGAGAUCAAUGUCUCAUGUGUCAUUGAAGGGAAAGACUCGGUCAAGGCGCUCAAUCUCAUACACCAGGGUUGCUUGUAG